Carassius gibelio (silver crucian carp) is the source of this 2678-nucleotide messenger RNA. Its product is annotated as C-C chemokine receptor type 5. Gene Ontology annotation, molecular function: chemokine receptor activity. Lineage: Eukaryota; Metazoa; Chordata; Actinopteri; Cypriniformes; Cyprinidae. Gene Ontology annotation, cellular component: membrane. The record is from RefSeq and is a predicted model, not a curated record. Gene Ontology annotation, biological process: immune response; chemotaxis; G protein-coupled receptor signaling pathway. Bases 169 to 1392 code for a protein of 407 amino acids. The transcript is spliced from 5 exons.
AGGAAGCGUUACAAACCAAUACCCUAAGAAAAAAAAACCCCCAAUAUAAUAGAUCAUGUUUUUUUGGCUGAUCUCACAUGAUUAGAUCUUAUCUCAACUUCCCAUCUUUGUUCAGAAGGUCAGUGGGCAACAUCAAUUACCACAUUUAACACCUCUGGUUCUCUGAUUAUGAAUUCUACAGCUGCGUCGCUGAGGACUACUGCACAGCAUCCAUGGACUGGGAGGACAUCUUACCCUUAUCUAAAUGACAUUACAUCUGCCAGGACUACUGCACAGCAUCCAUGGACUGGGAGUACAUCUUACCCUCAUCUAAAUGACAUUACAUCUGCCAGUGUGGGUACACCAUUUACGGAUUAUGAUUAUUAUUUGUACUACAAAAAUGGUGAUGAUCCAUCUGCAUUGCCCUGUGAUUAUGGAACUCAUGGAGCUAGCAUUCUCCCUGUGUUAUAUUCCUUGUUUUUCAUCGUUGGCUUUCUGGGUAACAUACUGGUGAUCUGGGUGGUCUUGCUGGGUGUGAAGCUUAGAAGCAUGACUGACAUCUGUCUUCUGAACCUUGCUGUAGCUGACCUGCUCUUGGUCUGCUCCCUCCCCUUCCUAGCACACAGUGCCAGAGACCAGUGGAUCUUUGGAAAUUUCAUGUGCACUGUGGUUUUCAGUGUCUACAACAUUGGAUUCUAUAGUGGGAUAUUCUUCAUUGUUCUGAUGAGUGUUGAUCGAUACUUAGCUGUAGUUCAUGCUGUGUUUGCUUUGAGAGUCAGAACAAGGACAUAUGGGAUCUUAGCCAGUGUGAUCAUAUGGAUCAUUGCAGUUUCAGCAUCCUUUCCUGAGUUGUUAAAUCUCAAAACCACACAGAUGAGUAGUUUAACUUACUGUAUAUAUUAUCCAACAAAUAAUGUAGAUUCUAGUCAUUAUUCAAUGAUUAUUGGCAUCUUUAGAAAAAAUAUCAUGGGUUUAAUUCUUCCACUUAUUGUUAUUGGAUUUUGUUACUCAAUGAUUCUGAUGAAACUCCUGACAGUUCGCUCUCCCAGGAGGCAGGCUAUCCGUCUUGUCAUCACGGUAAUGGUGGUCUUCUUCUGCUGUUGGGCUCCAUACAAUGUUGCAGCUUUUGUGAAAGCCUUAGAGCUGAGUAAAUAUACAAACUCAACUUGUGAGAGCAGUAAGGCAAUCAAAAUAAGCUUGCAGAUCACAGAAGCUUUGGCUUACUCACACAGCUGUGUGAAUCCCUUUCUUUAUGUGUUUGUGGGAGAGAAAUUUAGGAAGCAACUUUUCAGACUCCUGUACAGGACACCCUUCAGUAGAGUGCAGUUUAUGAAGAGCUACAUUAUACAGGGCACAGGAUCUGUUUACUCACAGACCACUAGUGUGGAUGAGAGAUCAGCUAUAGCAGUUUAAGUAAAAUAAAAAAUAAAAAAUACAUAAGCAAACAAGAAAAUUAAUCAGUUGAUCAAUCAAUUAAUAUAUAAAGGACUUACUUGCCUAGUGAAGAUGAGGCCCAGAAUAAAUUAGCAGUUUGAGUGGAAAUUUUAUCAGAAAGCUGUAAAUAUACGAGGGCAUGUUUUGAACAUUCAAAUGUUUACAUUUAUUUUUCAUAUGAUCAUGUUUUUUUUUUGUUUUUUUUUUUCUGGCAACUAUAUUUACUUUUUACUUUACAUGUGCAUACACACAUACAUGUAUUUUACUGUUACUGUUGGUUUUGUUAUAUGUAAAACUAUAUGAACUAUCCUUUGUAAGAAUACAUAGCUUCAAUAAAAAUGUAUGUAAGUUUGUGGCUCACAUUGCAGAGUGAUAAUUUGACAUUACCACAUUACCGGUCAUACACAGCAAGAAGGUCAGAUGAUAACACUUUACAAUGUUGACCCAUAUAGUCAUAAUAUUCAUUAAUGUUAGUUAAAAAAAAAGUAAAUAUAUAAAUAAAUAUAUAUAUAUAUGGGCCACCUGCAUUUAAAUAGCCAUUAUAUGUCUAUCUUAAAGGGUUAAUUCACCCAAUAAUGAAAAUCAUGUCAUUAAUAACUGUUAAUAACUCACAACAGACAUGGAAGAGAAUACAAUGAUGAAUAAAGUCAUAGUUUUUGCUAUUUUUGUACCAAAAAGUAUUUUCGCUGCUUCAAAAAAUUCUAACUGACCCUCUGAUGUCACAUGGACUACUUUGAUGAUGUUUUUCUUACCUUUCUGGACAUGGACAAUACCUACAGUACACAUAGUUUCAAUGGAGGGACUGAAAGCUCUCUGACUAAAUCUAAAAUGUCUUAAAUUGUGUUCUAAAAAUAAACAGAGGUCUCACAGGUUUGGAACGACAUGAGGGUGAGUUAUUAAUCACAUAAUUUUGAUUAUUGGGUGAACUAACCCUUUAAGGACUAGUAUGAUCAGCUAUAUAGCUUAUUGGAAUCAUGCAAAUGCACUUAUUUUUGAGUGAAUGACCUUGUCAUGCUUGUCAUGUGACGCACAGCAGUAGGCUAAUGUAUUAUUUAAUUAUCUUUUUAUUCGAAAGUGUUAACUGUUUCAUAAAAUAUCUAGGUUCUCAAAUAUAUGUAAGUAUAUGCAUUUUGCAACUUUAAAGAUCAUGUUAGUUGAUCUAUACAAGAUGAUGAGCAAAGUAGCCUAAUGUAAAUGUAAUGUAUUAAAUACCCAUAAAACCUGUCUUUUUACUUAUGUACAGUAGGCUACUUUACUUAGGCUGU